Adineta ricciae is the source of this 1887-nucleotide messenger RNA. Lineage: Eukaryota; Metazoa; Rotifera; Eurotatoria; Adinetida; Adinetidae. The record is from the annotation of a GenBank genome assembly.
AUGUAUGCAGGAAAUGAUAAUUGGUCGUAUGAAGAAUCAAAUAACAAUGAAAAAAAGAAAAGUCGUGUAGAAAAUAGUUCAAUAAAACGUGAAAAUAAUUCUUCAUCAACUCAUACACAUGUUCAUCAUCAUCAUAUUCAUCAUCAUCUCGUACUUGACGAUCAAACUCCAUCUGAUUCGAAUACAAAUGCAUCGACAAAUCAGAAAAAACGAAAACAUUGUGAAACAUUAAAUUCAAAGAAUACAACAACAAGUUCAACAAACGAUGGAGAUUAUCAAUUAGUUCAAAAUGAAAUUUUAUAUUCAAUGACAAAUUCUUAUGAAGUUUUAGAAUACUUAGGUCGAGGAACAUUUGGACAAGUGGUAAAAUGUUGGAAGAAAGGUACAAAUGAAGUUGUAGCAAUAAAAAUCUUGAAAAAUCAUCCAUCAUAUGCUCGUCAAGGACAAAUUGAAGUUUCAAUUUUAUCACGUCUUGGUCAAGAAAAUGCUGAUCAAUUCAAUUUAGUUCGUGCAUAUGAAGUGUUUACACAUAAGAAUCACACGUGUCUUGUUUUUGAAAUGUUAGAACAAAAUUUAUAUGAUUAUUUAAAACAACAAAAGUUUUCUGCACUUCCGUUAAAAUCAAUUCGUCCAAUUAUUCAACAAGUGUGUGUUGCUUUAGCGAAAUUAAAACAAUUAGGUCUUAUUCAUGCAGAUACAAAACCAGAAAACAUUAUGUUAUUAGAUCCACGUCGACAACCAUUUAAAGUGAAAUUAAUUGAUUUUGGAAGUGCAUCACCUGUCGAAAAAGCUAUUCAAUCAACUUAUCUUCAAUCACGUUAUUAUCGUGCAAUUGAAAUUCUUCUUGGUUUACCAUUUAAUGAAUCAAUUGACAUGUGGUCACUUGGCUGUGUCAUGGCUGAACUUUUUCUUGGUUGGCCACUUUAUCCAGGUUCAUCAGAAUAUGAUCAAAUUAGAUAUAUAUCACAAACACAAGGUUUACCUUCACAACAUAUGUUAGAACAAGGACAAAAAACGUCGAAAUUUUUCUAUUUUAAUAAUUAUCAAUGGAAAUUAAAAUCACCUGAACAAUAUGAAAGAGAAACGGGAAUUAAAUCCAAAGAAGCAAGAAAAUUUAUUUUUAAAAAUAUCGAUGAUAUUCAACAUAUUCAUUUAAAACAAGAUUUUCUCCCAAAUCAAUUACAAGCAGAAAAAUUAGAUCGAUUGUUUUUUGUUGAUUUACUUAAAAAAAUGAUUCAUUUGGAUCAAAAUUUAAGAAUUACACCUAAUCAAGCAUUGAAUCAUCCAUUCAUCACAAUGGAUCAUCUUGUUGAUUAUGCCAAUUGCAAUAAUGUUCGACAAAGUGUUCAAAUGAUGGAAGUUUGUAAAAAAACUCCAAACUAUCCAAUCAAUCACUUUUCAAGUCCAGUUCGUCCACCAGGAAAUGAAAUUUUAGUUUCAUAUCCAUUACCACCAGCUGCAUAUUUUAUUCCACCAUAUCAAGUUGGAACACCUUUAUUUGUUCCUGUUGGUCCAACUGAUCGACCAUUUUUAAUCAAUAAUCCUACAACAUGGAGUCAAUUAUUAAUUCCUCCAUCAUUUGUUGGUUUAUUUAAUCGUCGUUUAACAACGAAUGAUUUUCCAAAUCAACAUUAUUUACCUGGAUCUGAAUCAUUUCAAAUUAAUUUAAAUGAAAAUACAAGAAAUAAUCUUCAACAACCACAACCAGUUCAAGUUCAACCUCAACAACAACAACAACAACAACAAACACGAUCAGUUUCAGUCAUAACUUUAUCAUCAGAUGAUGAUGAAGAACAACCACCAAGAAUUGCUCCACCACCUCCACCUGGAAUGUCGUCUCGAUCAAUGAAUCCAAUGUGUUAUGUGAUAGAUAGUCAACAAGGCUGA